AGAGAGAGUGAGUGAAUGUGUAAACGAAACAGAGAGAGAUUGAGAGUAAGAAAGAGAGAGAGAGAGAGAGUGAAACAGGUAUAGAAGGCUAGUAGUAAAAGGUGAAAAGCAGGAGAGUCUUGUUUCAUUGCUCGAAGAAAGGGUGAAAAAAAAAGAAAAGAAAGAAAAGGUAGGUGUACGUUCGCGCUUCGAAAAAUGUGGCGGUGCUGCCGGUGGAGGAGCCGCCACCUCGAAGAAGACAACGAACCGACGAGGAGGAGAGUUACGACGACGACAACGAAAACAACGAGGAGGAUAAAUAUUGCUGGAACAACCGGGACGUGUAUCGAACAGGAGGAGGACGAGGAAAAUAAAAAGAAUAUAGAUUUGCAAGAUCUAACGAACAACAUAUUCACGUGGAGAACACAUUACUCCUAUUUGAGAAUACAUAAUAACAAUAAUAAUAAUAAUAAUAAUAAUAAUAAUAAUUGUUCGCUGGUUAAGUCUUCUUAUCAAUCGUAAUAAUCGCUAAACUGUUUAUAACUCAAUCUCGUCAAGAAAAAUAUUACGUUUUUACGUGGGGAGCAAGUUUUCAAUUAGACAACAACAACUAUUUUGGAUUUUAAUUGACAACAACCCUUUUGCAUGGCGAAUUAUACGCGGGAACGUUCCUCCAGACAAUCCGAUAUGACGUAUGUCACCACGUAUGACGUAAUAGUAUACCACACAACGAUGUUGACUUUCUUGUAUAUGCCGAUAUGCGGUUGAUGACCUUCUCAACUUGUCGAAUGAUACCAUGGACGAUGAUAUCGAUGAUAAGGAUGAUACAAAACGAAAGUCACGUAAUCUCAGCGAGAAAAAGCGCCGAGAUCAAUUCAAUAUGUUGGUGAGCGAGCUUGGAAGUAUGGUGAGCUCAAAUACAAGAAAAAUGGAUAAGUCCACGGUAUUGAAAUCAACUAUCCUAUUUUUGAAGAAUCACAACGAGAUUGCUGUUAGGUCUAGGGUACAUGAAAUUCAAGAAGAUUGGAAGCCAUCUUUUUUAUCCAACGAAGAAUUUACUCAUCUUAUUUUAGAAGCUUUAGAUGGAUUCAUAAUGGUAUUCUCAUCUAAUGGACGUAUUUAUUACGUUUCCGAAAGUGUUACAUCUCUUCUCGGCUAUUUACCAAGUGAAUUAGAAAACACUACUAUAUACGAUAUUGCUUAUCAAGAGGAUCAAUCUCAUCUUUACAAUGUCUUACUUAAUCCCAACAGUAUAAGGGAUCGAUGUACCGUUAAAAAGGAGGACCAAGUAUCCUUUACAUGUCACAUCAAAAGAGGGGGAUUUGAUUAUCAAGAAGAUCCUAUUUAUGAACUCGUUCAAUUUAUUGGAUACUUUCGUUCUGACGUGGAGACCAACAUGGAUAAUUUAGUUCCUAAUUCAAGGUUUAACAAUAUGUCUGGAUCCGAUAACAAAAUGGUUUUUGUUGGAACAGGCCGACUACAGACACCGCAGUUGAUACGAGAAAUGUCGGUCAUGGACAGCACAAAAUCUGAAUUCACUUCUCGGCACAGUCUUGAAUGGAAGUUUUUGUUUCUAGAUCACAGAGCACCACCUAUUAUCGGAUAUCUACCUUUCGAGGUGCUAGGUACUUCUGGAUACGAUUAUUAUCAUGUCGAUGAUUUGGAUAAAGUCGUCACUUGUCACGAAUCUUUAAUGCAGAAAGGUGAGGGUACAUCUUGUCACUAUAGAUUUUUAACGAAGGGCCAACAAUGGAUAUGGCUACAAACUAGAUUCUUCAUAACUUAUAAUCAAUGGAAUUCGAAACCAGAAUUUAUCGUUUGUACGCAUCACGUUGUCAGUUACGUCGAUGUCAUGAAAGAAAUGCGCAAAGAUGCUGGUACUAAUUUUAAUAAAACGUAUGCCCAAGAUGUAGUUCUAAUGCCGGUUAAACAGCAACAACAGGUAACUACAACUUGCCAAGUACCUAUGACACAGUGGCCAACAAAAGUGUCGAAAAGUUCUAAAACUAUAACGAGUAGUUCAAUGUCUCGACGUCUUGGUGAAGGAUCGGACACAUCUUCAAUAUCAACGUCAUUAAGAAGUUCACCGCAUUCGCAAAUAACGAAACACGAUUCGAGAACUAAAACAGCUUCGGUCAGUAGUUCGGUAGCUUCUCAACCAAUGCCCAUGGAAAGUUGUCAACAACAACAACAACAGCAGCAACAACAGCAACACCAAUCGCAACAGCAACAGCAACAUCAUUUAGGAGAUGAUCAAUCCUGUAUAAAUUAUAUGGAACCAACUCAAUAUGCUAUGGUCAAUCUUCAACCUGUUGUAACAGCGGGUUUUGCUACACCAUCGGCAUCAUUGAUUCCUAAUUUACCAACCCACGAGAUAUUACACCAACAAGGUAUCGUUAUGACGCCUGCGCAAAAUCAAAUACAAGACGAAUUGCAACGUAAACACGAAGAACUUCAACAAUUGAUCGUUCAUCAGCAGGAAGAGUUGAGAAGAGUGUCGGAACAAUUGUUCAUAGCAAGAUACGGAAUUUUAUCGCCUCUGCUUAACUCGGGAAUUUCGUACAAUACGACAAACACGUGCCAACCAACGAAUCGAUGCAAUACUACCGCAAACGUUCAAUUACCGUCAUCUACUAGCGUACAAGGUGUAAAUAUGUUGUCGUUACCGAUCACUGUGCCAGUACCUAUAGUGCCAACGGAAUUAUUUCCACAUGCCUUACCGGUCAAUUCUGUAUCACCAACGGUUUCCGGAGUGACCCAUGUUAGCGUUAAUACUAUGAUUCAAACGCAACAGUCUCAACAACAGCCAUCGCAACAACCCCAGCCACCGCAACAGCAACAACCCCAACCCCAACCCCAGCAUCAACAACAACAGGGUCCAUCCAAUCAACCAGAUGGAAAUCCGGCAGAAUUCGUGCCUUUUCAAAUAUGUCAGCCACAAACAGAUAUACUUUACGGUAAUAUCGAAGUGCCAGGUGGUCAACAACCAAGAUCCUCUAAAAAUUGAAACCCCUGUUCGUUCGUACGUUUCAGUGAAAAGUUCUGUUGACAGAAAAAAGAAAUUCUUUUUUGUAAAUCUACAAUCUGUGUUUGAAGAAGACUUCAAUUUUCUAGGAGAUAAUAGAAAAAGAACGUUUCUUUGUUUUUUAAGUAUUCUAUAAUGAAGGAUCAGAAUUCUCCAUGUGAAAAGUACAAAAAGGUUUAUUAAUUAUUAGAGUUUGGUGAAUGGAGAGACAUAAUUUCUCCUUAAACGAACGUUAGAUUAUUAUUAUUAUUAUAUAAGUAUGUCAGUAAUCGUAACCAUUAAUAUAUUACUAAU
Messenger RNA from Polistes dominula (European paper wasp), 3298 nucleotides. It is a transcript of the gene Clk, whose product is annotated as circadian locomoter output cycles kaput protein Clock. Gene Ontology annotation, molecular function: RNA polymerase II cis-regulatory region sequence-specific DNA binding; protein dimerization activity; DNA-binding transcription factor activity, RNA polymerase II-specific. The record is from RefSeq and is a predicted model, not a curated record. Lineage: Eukaryota; Metazoa; Arthropoda; Insecta; Hymenoptera; Vespidae. Gene Ontology annotation, biological process: regulation of transcription by RNA polymerase II; circadian regulation of gene expression. Gene Ontology annotation, cellular component: CLOCK-BMAL transcription complex; nucleus; cytoplasm.